Messenger RNA from Pangasianodon hypophthalmus (striped catfish), 1374 nucleotides. Its product is annotated as claudin-4. The transcript has 2 exons. Bases 87 to 1211 code for a protein of 374 amino acids. The record is from RefSeq and is a predicted model, not a curated record. Gene Ontology annotation, molecular function: structural molecule activity. NCBI's taxonomy places the organism in Eukaryota, Metazoa, Chordata, Actinopteri, Siluriformes, Pangasiidae. Gene Ontology annotation, cellular component: plasma membrane; bicellular tight junction. Gene Ontology annotation, biological process: cell adhesion; bicellular tight junction assembly.
UCCCACUGCGUUUGUCAGAAGCUUGUUUGGAAACCACAGAGUUCUGUCUGAACAGCAAAAGAGGAAGCCAAGAGAAGUAGAGCAAAAUGGUGUCGGCUGGGAUGCAGAUUCUGGGCGCUGCCCUGGGCGUCAUUGGCUGGAUUGGCGUUAUCGUGGUCUGCGCUCUCCCUAUGUGGAGGGUUACGGCCUUCAUUGGCAGCAACAUUGUCACAUCGCAGAUCCAAUGGGAAGGCAUAUGGAUGAACUGUGUGGUUCAGAGCACAGGGCAGAUGCAGUGCAAGGUGUACGACUCCAUGCUGGCCCUGAGCUCAGAUCUCCAAGCCGCGCGUGCUCUUACAGUCAUCUCCAUCGUGGUGGGCAUCUUUGGCAUCCUUCUGGCCAUGGCUGGAGGAAAGUGCACCAACUGCGUGGAGGACGAGAAGUCCAAGGCAAAGGUUGCUGUGGCAGCGGGUGUGGUCUUCAUAAUUUCUGGGAUACUGUGUCUGAUCCCUGUGUGCUGGACUGCCCAAACCGUCAUCAGGGACUUCUACAACCCACUGGUCACCCAGGCACAGAAGAGGGAACUGUCAAUAACAAUGGUAUCCCAAGGCCUCCAGAUCCUAGGUGUUAUGCUGUCUAUGACAGGGUGGCUGGGGACAAUCAUCACCUGUGCGCUGCCUAUGUGGAGAGUGACGGCUUUCAUUGGAGCUAACAUUGUCACAGCGCAAGUCAUCUGGGAGGGUUUAUGGAUGAACUGUGUGGUUCAGAGUACUGGACAGAUGCAGUGUAAGGUCUACGACUCCCUGCUGGCCCUUCCUCAAGACCUUCAAGCGGCCCGAGCCAUGGUCAUCAUCUCCAUCAUAGUGGGCAUCUUCGGUGUGCUAAUGGCUGUGAUUGGAGGAAAGUGCACCAACUGCAUGGAGGAUGAAUCAGCAAAAGCUAAAGCUUGCAUAGUCUCGGGGGUGAUCUUCAUCAUCGCCGCCUUCCUUAUCCUCAUACCUGUGAGCUGGUCCGCCCAGACCCUUAUCAGGGACUUCUACAACCCCCUGGUGUUAGAAGCUCAGCGUCGAGAGUUAGGAGCUUCCCUGUAUAUUGGCUGGGGAUCUGCGGCUCUCCUGCUGCUGGGGGGAGGGCUGCUUUGCUGGAAUUGCCCCCCUAAGGAGAACCAGCCGUAUACAGCAGCCAAGUUUGCCCCUGCUAGAUCAUUGUCCCCAGGGAUGAAUUAUGUGUGAGCAACAUGGUGCAUGUUUCCAUGAGAACUCUGAACAAAUGUGGAUUCAGCUACCAUAUUAACUAUGUCUCCGGAAAGGCAUGUAUUUCUUUUCUUCUGAGAUCACAAACAUUUUCCUAUUACCUGAUUGUAGAACUUUGAUAAUAAUGACAUGGACUCUGGUU